This is a messenger RNA of Closterium sp. Yama58-4, 1533 nucleotides long. The record is from the annotation of a GenBank genome assembly. NCBI's taxonomy places the organism in Eukaryota, Viridiplantae, Streptophyta, Zygnematophyceae, Desmidiales, Closteriaceae.
AUGGUGGAGUCAAACGCGUGGCUCGCGGCGGUGAGCGCCGACUACUGCGCCGCGGGCAUCGUUCCGUACUGCUACGACGAUGCCGGCCGGUUGUUCUUUCUGCUCCACACAGAAGGGUGCGGGCAUUGCCCCCCUCGCGCUAUCGCGUCCGCGCGCAAUCAAGCAUCCGCGAGCGGGCGCAAGCAAGGGGCUCCCCGCGCAAGCGCAUCCGCGUGCGACGCAUCAAAGCAGAAUCAGGAUGAAGAGGAGUACAGGCAAGAGAGUGCAAAUCCUUCGGAUCAGCCGCAAGAGAUAGUAGCGAAGCAGGAACCGGAUCAAGAGAACGAGGAGGAGCAGAAGCAAGCGAGUGCAAACCCCGCGGAUCAGUUGCAAGAGAUAGUAGUGAAGCAGGAACCGGAUCGAUAUAAUGGGGAGGAGCAAAAGCAAGCGAGUGCAAACCCCGCGGAUCAGUCGCAAGAGACUGCAGCGGAGAGCGGCGCGGAGAAGCGGAAGAGGAUGAACGACCAGUUGCGGAUGGAGUUGGCGCAGGAAGAUCCGCGGAGUCGGAAGAAGCGGCUGGAAGCGCUCAAGGCGGAGCACCGGCAGAGGGAGAGCGCGCGGAAGCGGCAGGAGAAGCAAGAACGGAAGAUGCAGGAUCAGGAUCAAGAGAGUGAGGAGGAGCGAAUGCGAGAGAGUCAAAGUCCCUCGGAUCAAUCGCAAGAGCCUGUAGCGGAGAGCGGUGCGGAGAAGCGGAGGAGGUUCCUCGAGUAUGCGCGGAUGCAGUUGGCGCAGUUGGCGCAGGAAGAUCCGCGGAGUCGGAAGAAGCGGCUGGAAGAGAUUAAGGCGGAGAACCGGCUGCAGGAGAAGGGGCGGCGGCGGCAGGAGAGGCGGAGGCGGAAGAUGCAGAAGAACGGAGUGUUUUUGCUGGACUUCGGGGGGAAGAAGGAGGAGGGGGACAAUAACUCCCCCGCUCGCACUGCUGCGCGGGAGUACGUGGAGGAGUAUGAGGCCGGCUAUUACAACCUCAAGGGUGCUUCGUGGGAGAAACGCAUUGCUGACGUGGCAGCAGCACUCGCGGACCAAUCAGAGGCCUUCUACAGCGGGAACAGCGGGCACGUGUUCUUCCUGUGCCACGCGGACCGCCUAAAUAGCCCCAAGCAGGCCGGCAGCAGUGUGACAGACAACAGCGUGAUUGAAUCGAAUGGAACGAACAGCACUGCAGGUGGUGCUGUGACAGUAAAGAAAAAAGCUGCAGGUGCCAGCACCCCAGCAGUACCUGCUUCAGUUGUGGCUCGGUUAAACGCCAGGUGGGUGGAUUCUUCUAAACUGGUGGAUCAUCUUCUAAAUAAGAAGAGAUUAAAGCCCGCGCUGCACUACCGUCUCAACCCGUCCGGACCUACAGGCGGCGUUCCUGAACUCGUAGCCUGCAUCGCAAGGCUUCAGGAGUUUGGGAAUGCUUGUGUGAAUCCUCCUGCUCCUUCUGAACCACGAGAACUGCCGCCUUGCAUUGGCAUUGCCGCCGCAACAGGGCAUGAGAACCGAGUUGCGUGCUAA